Stylonychia lemnae is the source of this 2007-nucleotide messenger RNA. NCBI's taxonomy places the organism in Eukaryota, Ciliophora, Spirotrichea, Sporadotrichida, Oxytrichidae. The record is from the annotation of a GenBank genome assembly.
AUGGGUGGAAGGUUUACAAAGCAUGAGACUCAGAAUAAACUAGGAUCUGGAGGAUUUGGGGAUGUAUAUAAAGUGGAAUUAAUAGAAGAAUAAUUGCCCAAAAAAAGCAAGUUUCAAAAUGAAUAAUCAUUUGUGAUUGAUGAUAGAGACUUUGCAAUGAAAAUUUCAAAAAAUAAGCUCACUAAAUAAGAAGAAAUAGAUUUGUGUUUAAAGGAAAUAAAUGUCUUGAACUAGUUACGACAUCCUCACAUUCUCUACUUUGUAAAUGCUUUCAUUUAAAAUGAUAAAGUAUAUAUCAUCACUGAUUACGCUUAGAAAAUAUCUCUAAAUGAAUACUAUCUUGGAAAAGAACCUUAGUUUUAAUAAGACUAACAAAUUCCAGAAAUUCUAAUAAUUAAAUAUCUUGUAUAAAGCUUAUUAGCUUUAAAUUAUCUACAUCAUAGACCAUAGCCAAUAAUUCAUAAAGAUAUUAAACCUGAUAAUAUUUUGCUCUUUGAAAAUGAUUAUGUCAAAUUAGCUGACUUUGGAUUAUCAACAGAAGUAUAAAUAGAUAUCGACAGAUAGAUGUCAUUAAUUGAUAUUAAAGACGAUGAUUAUUAGUUAUCAUAAAUUGAUUUUGACAGCGACUUCUCUAAAUAAAGUAUCUUAGGAAGUAUGUCAUCAGGCGGGGGAACUGAAGAAUAUUGGGCUCCAGAGAUAAAAAAACGAUGGCAUGACUAAAGAAGUGAUCUUUAUUCCCUUGGAUUAACUUUUUUCGAGCUCAUGAAUAGAGAUAAUAUAAAACAUAUUUAGAAAUUUAAGUAAAACCAAAACUAAGAUUGGAUUUAAUUCAAAUGGGAAUAUUCAAAUGCAUUGUAAGAUAUAAUAAAAUCUAUGCUACACUAUGAUAGACUUUAGCGACCUUCACCAUCUGAGAUUUUAAGAAAUUAAAUAUUUUCAGAUACAUUCUAAGACUUAAAAUCAAAUUGCCUGGAAAACUUAUUAAAGACCAGAUAAAUACCUGAGAAAGUUUAUUAUAUGAGUCAAGGACAUAUGAACAUCACUUGCUUUUCUCCUCCUAAUUAAGACUUACUCAUAUAUGGUGGAUAUCAUACAAAGCUACACAUCUAUCAAUUCAGUGACCUCUCUGAAAUCAAAGUGUUAACAACUAAUAAAUACUUAACUGCAUGUUUAUAACAUUUAAAUGGCAAAAUUUACUUAGGUUUACAAGGGGUAACAAAGCACAAUAUUUCCAUUUUUGAUUCGACCUCACUUGAGGUUUUCAAGCUUAUUGAUACUUGCUAAGUUAUAUAGAAAGUGAUAGAGAUCAGUGAUCGAUAUCUUUUUUGUUUACUAGACAAAGGAAUCAUAUCUAUAGCAGAUUUAGAUUAAAAUUUGAUAACAACUCAAGUAAACAUAUUUGAGGACAUAGAAAUCACAAAUGAAGGACCGUUUAUCAAUGAUUUAGUUAUGAUUGAUAAAAAGAGAUUUUUAAUAGCCUCAUCUUUAGGAAUGAGACAAGGAGUUUUGUUAAUAGAUGAAAGCAGCAAUGAUAUAGUUGUAACAGUAGAAACAUAAGUUUUACUUCAAGAUUAAAACAUUUAAUGCUUGUAUCCCAUUGAUGAUAAUCUAAUCUUAGUUUGCGAAAAUUAUAAGAAGCCUUUCAUUUUUAACAUUGAAAGUGAAGAAAUUACUUUGGAAGAAAUUCCUAAUCCAUAUUUUAAUGAUGAGGUUUAAUAUUUAGCUUUGCACAAAAUAACAGGAUUUGAUAAAGAAUCAUUCCCUUACUUAUUAAUGUCCACAAGAUAUAAGGUAUUUUUAUUCAAUAUCAAGCAUUUGAAACUAACUAAGUUAUCGGAUUGUGAAUAAACUUUUGGAAUGCAUGCUAUUGCUUAGAAAAAAGAUGCCAAAAGUAAUAAUAAUUUGAUUAUCUAGCUUAUUUAUUAUGAUUAUUCAGAGUAUUAGAAAUGCAAUGUUAUAAAGCAUUUGACGAUUGAUGAAAAUUUCGUCAAAUAUGAUUUUAGUUGA